AUGCUCAGCUGCGGGGCUAUAGUCUGGCGAGCGAGGGCAGCUGCCCGGGCUCUGCCCAGCAUCCUCCACAGAAAUUACAGCAGGAAGGAGCAACGAUCUCCAUGGGUGAACCCCUGCCGGCCUCGUCAACUCAGCUCAGAUGGCUCUACUCACAAGCUAACUCCGCCCGUGGAUAUGCUAAAGCAGACCAAGGAGCGGGUGCACACGCCGGCGACGCUGGCCUACGCCGUGCGCCGGCGUGACCCGGAGCUCGUCGGCCCGGCUGCCCAUACGCCCCGGGAGACGAAGCGUCUGUCGGACCUCGACGACAUGGAAGACUUGCGCGUGCAUGUGUCCUUGGCCCUCUUUUACCGCGGCGGAGACGACGGCGUCGACCCGGCCGGCGUCAUCCGACGCGCGCUCGGCGAGGCGCUGGUGCGCUACUACCCGUUGGCCGGUCGGCUCAGGGAGGCUGAGGAUGGGAAGCUGGUGGUCGACUGCACCGGCGAGGGGGUGCUCUUCGUGGAGGCCGACGCUGACGUGCGGCUGGCAGAGCUGGAGGCGGUCGGGCUCAGGCCGCCGUUCCCUUGCUGGGAUCAGCUGCUCUUCGACGUGGAGGGCUCCAGCAGCGUGCUUAACUCUCCCUUGCUACUUAUACAGGUAACGCGUCUGCUGUGCGGCAGCUUCAUAUUCGCGCUCCGCUUCAACCACACCAUCUGCGACGGGAUCGGCAUCGCCCAGUUCAUGAACGCCAUGGCGGAGCUCGCACGAGGUCUCCCGUCGACGACCGUCGAGCCCGUCUGGUCCCGCGAGCUCCUCGAGGUGCGCGACCCGCCUGCGCCGUCCUUUACACACCGCGAGUUGGACCAACUACUUGAGCCGCCUCCGCCGGCCGGCGAUAUGGUCAUGCGUUCUUUCACUUUCGGCGCAUCGGACCUCACCGCCAUCAAGAAAAGCCUCCUCCGCGACACCGCCACCACCUUCGAGGCCCUCGCCGCGUUCCUCUGGCGUGCUCGCACCGCCGCGCUUGAGCUCCCUCCAGGCGGGACUGCGUCGCUGGUUUUUGUCACUAACUUGAGGAGCGCCGCCGCCGAGAUGAGCCUACCCACGGGAUACUACGGCAACGCUAUUGUGCACUCCACGGUGCUGGUCGACCCGGCGGCGCUACGUGGCGGCUCGCUGGGCGACGCCGUGGCGCUGGUGCGGCGGGCCAAGGCCGCGGUGACCGCCGAAUACGUUCGUUCCAUGAUCGACGAGAUGGUGCUGCUCGGCCGGCGGUACUUGUGGCCGGCCAACAUGUUGGUGAUCUCUGACGCCCGACGUCUCGGGUUUCACCGCGUCGACUUCGGGUGGGGCGAGCCGGUUUACGCUGGCCCAGCCGACGCUGCCUUCGGUCUGAGUUUCUUCAUCGCCGUCAAGGAUCGCGGUGGGGACGACGCAGUUGCCGUGCCGGUCGUGCUGCCCCGGCUGGCAAUGGAUCGGUUCGCCGCUGAGGUGGAGAAGCUGUUAAACACUGUGAAGCCUCAGUUAUCUUAG
Molecule: messenger RNA, 1515 nt
Organism: Lolium rigidum
Lineage: Eukaryota; Viridiplantae; Streptophyta; Magnoliopsida; Poales; Poaceae
Product: benzyl alcohol O-benzoyltransferase-like
Exons: 2
Coding region: 1-1515 (504 amino acids)
Source: RefSeq, a predicted model, not a curated record